Molecule: messenger RNA, 3521 nt
Organism: Caenorhabditis angaria
Lineage: Eukaryota; Metazoa; Nematoda; Chromadorea; Rhabditida; Rhabditidae
Source: the annotation of a GenBank genome assembly
AUGGGUGGGGGCAUAGGUGGGGGCACGAAACCACCUGGUGGGUGCGAAAAAUGGGGUGGGGGCGUAAAACGUACAUUUACCUGAAAAUUUUGGUUUUAUUUAGAUCGAUGCUCGCAGUUGUCCAACUACCUGAAAAAUUGAAAAAAAAUUAUGAAUUCAAAAUCUCACUGUUUCAAGAAUUUCACAAGUUUUUGAUGGUUUUGUAAAAAUCGUUUGUAAAAUGUCAAUUCUUGAUUUUUUAGAGUUGCUCAAAAUUUCACUGUUUCAAAACUUGCACAUACUGAAAAUCCGAACUUUAAUAUGGUUUUCAAAUCUGCACUUUUUGAAUAAUUCAAUUAUUUUUUCAAAAAAAAAGUCACUGUUUCAAAAUUAUUAUAUUUGCUUUUAAGAAAUGUUGAGUGAAAUCCAACGAAUUAUGUAGUUUCAGAUUUUUCAAGUCAAAGGUUUUUUUUUUGAAUAAAAAAUAGCUCACAAGAAAAUUUACUGUUUCAAAGUUUUUUUGGAGCAUUUUGAAGGUUCUUAUGAUUACUGUAAGGUUCCUAAAGGAUUCGAGAAGCUACAGUUCUUCAAAUUGGAUUACUGUAGAGGUACUGUAUUUGCCAAAUACUACUGUAGCCACAGUACUACAGUACUCUAGAACUUUUUUUCUUCGAUUCUACAUCAAAUUCGAUCUGAAAAAUGGUGACUACAGGAACCCUGGAUUACUGUAGCUCAAUUUUUAUUGGUUUGAAAAAAAAGGACAUUUUAGAAGCUUGAGGAAAAUUUCAAUUUGGAAGCAGUAUUGUAGGGGUACUGUAGAAGGAGUACUGUAGAUACCUGCAUUUCUACAGUAAAAAGAAUUUUGCACUUAACAAUAAUUUUCAAAUUUCAACAUGUACAACUUUUGAAACAGUCAAAUAUUUCUGUGCUUUCAAAAAAUUGUUUUAUUGUUGAGUUGUUAGCCCAUCCCCUUCCCCUUUUCUAUCUAUUUUUCGCAGCGCACAGUGUGUAUUUACUCUCCAAAUCGAUGGACAUUCACCUGACCUAUCUAUCUAUCUGCCCUCUUAACAUCUGCUAACUUUAUGUAUGCUUUCUCCGCCUUCUUGUUUGCUGAGUUUGUUGAGAAAGUGCCAGAAUAUUAUCAUAAUUUCUCUAUUUUUUUCUAUUUACCUCGGUCUACUUUCUCAAUAUGCCUGGCAUUCCGUGACACAAUAAACAAGUUUUUGCAGAAAUCGUUGAAGAUAUGGAGAUAAAUGAAAAAACGCAAGAACCGAUCGUCCUGAUGAAAAAAAUGUUGAUUAGAUUACUAAGAAGUACGAAAGAAAAGAUAGAAGCCGAAAAGAAGUUAGUCUUUUUUAUUAUAAUUAUGUUAAUUUAUAUUUUUUUUAUUUCAAACCUUAACAUCCUUAACUAUGUAUCUACCUUAAAACGUAAAAUGGGUGAUUUACGGUUCUAAAAAAAUCCCGUGAAAUUCGUAAAAUUUUGUCACUGAACCUUUUCACAGAAAAAUACCAAAAUAUUUCUUUGAAAAUUGGGAGUUGGUAACUUACCGUAACUCCAACAUAAUUUUAACAAUAUUAUUCUCUAUAUCCAUCAAAAAUAAAAUGAUUAGGAUUCAAUCAAAAUUUUAUUUGAAAAAUUUUUAGGAUUUUUUUUUUAAAUUUUCAAUUCGAUUCUCUCAAAAUUCAUUAUAAUAAGUGCUAUUUUCGUAAAAUUAUUUUACGAUUUUUUUUCAGCGUAAAACCGUAAAAUGGAUUUUACGGCGAAAAGGGGGGUAAGACCACAAAAAAAUCUUGUCCCAAAGUUAAAGGCCCCCCCCCGUAAUUUUCUGCCACGAAAAAUAAUUUUUAUUUUUUUCGCAGAACAUACGAAGUGGUAUUCAAUGAAAUUGCCGAGUCAGCAAAAAUCGAUGGAAACUAUCAAGCAUUACUAGAGAAGAGUAUAAGAUUGAAAAAAGAAUUUGAUGAGAAAACAGACGUGCGGACGUUUGACCUGCUGCACAAAACAUUAUUAUCGAUUGAGAACGAAGUGGAGUUUAAAGAGUUGAUGAUUGAAAUGACACCACCAAUUUGUGACCGUGUUUUAAUCAAAAAUGUAAGCAGAGCAAGUGAGAUUUUUUGAGAACUCGAAUUUGAGACUGUGAAGUUAUAGGAACUCGAGGAGGUUAUAAAAUGAUUGUUUGUAGUUUGAACUUCCGGCAUUAAAUUUUUGGCUGAAAAUUUGGAGGAAAAAAUUGACCUGGAAUUGAAUUUAGGAUUUUUUUUUCGAAUUUCAAACUAGACUCUAGUUUUGCGUUUCUGUUUUGGCGCUACAAAAAUCACAAAUUUUGGAGGGAAAAUUUGAAAUUUAAUUUUUUUUUUGUUUUGAGAAAAAUGGCGCGAAAAAUCAAAACCUGGAGGAGUGGGUAAAAAAUUGCCCGCCUAAGGAAUUUUUUCCAAAACCAUACCUCAUCCCAGGGGCGGGCUUGGAACUCAAUGGAAGCCUAGGGGUUUGGCAUGGCCGCGUCGCGGCAUUUUCCAGCUUUGACUCUUACAAGGGGACCUUUUUUACUCAACACUUCAAACCUUGAUGAAAUUUUGUCCAAAGACAGAUUUUGGGGUCAUAAGAACACCCUAAAAAUUUUAAAAUGGACCUCUGAGCCAAGUUAAGGCCUCUCAAAAGUUCAAAAAUUGCCAAAAUUGGCUCAUAAAACACGUCAUAACUCAAUUCUCGAUCAAUUUUAUGAAAAACUGAAUAGCAGAUGAUGAUCAGCGUGGUCGAUUUACCCAAAAAACAUUUUAAAAAAAAUCGAAUUUUCAGAAAAAAUUUUGAUUUUGGAAAAAAAAAUUUAAAAAAAAAAAAAAAAAAAAAAUUUGAAAAAAUGUUUUUUAUAAGUGUAUUUUGAGUGAAUCGACUAUGCUGAUCAAUAUCUGAAACUUUUUUUUCAUGAAAAUUAUUUUGAAAUGGAGCUAUGAUGACUUUUGAGAGCCCAGAACUUGGCUCAGAGGUCCAUUGGGUAACUUAAAUUUUCCGGACCCCAAAAGCUGUCUAUGAACAAAAUUUCAUCAAGAUUUGAAGAAAACACGAAUUCAAAAACACAAAAACACUUUGAGACCCCCAAAAAAUGUUCUUGUAUUUUUUGCAGUUGCCCUUCAAUAUCGAAACCGAAAAAAUCAAGAAAGUGUUCAGCAAUGCUGGCAAAAUCACUUGGUUGAAUUUGCGAAUUGACGAAAAAGACGAAUCAAAAGGAAUCUGCGAUUUGCGAUAUUCGCAUCCAAAUGAGGCCGUGCAAGCUGUUGCUAUGUUGAAUGGACAAAUAUUUUAUGAUCGAAAACUUGUGGUGAGAAUGAAUCGAAUCGAGAAAAAUGAUGAGCAAAGUGGUGGUGGCAGAAUUAUUGAAGAGAGAGAUGUGAGCAGAAGUUUUUGAAAAUAUCCACAGAAUUUCACAUUUUCAGCCAAAUUCUACUUCUACAAAUCCCAAUUCAUGGGAAACACUGCGCAAUCGAAUUCGUCAAAUCGGCGACCUCAAAUUUAUUGAUAAGAUCUCAAAAAUCCCAUUUUAA